AUGGACGACGACGGCGGCGCGGGCCGCGACGGCAUCCUAGCGUUCGCGCACCAGCUGGCCAGGCAAGCCGCGUUCCUACUUCAAGCCUCCAACGACCUACUCGCAUCGCUUCUUCAGUCCACCUCGCGCGGCGGCGGCGGCGCCGACAUCCUAUCGUUCGCGAAUCAGCUGGCCAGGCAAGCCGGCGCGUUCCUCCAAGACUCCAACGACAUACUGGCAUCGCUUCUGCAGUCCACCUCGCGCGGCGCUUCCGCUGGCGCCGCCGCCGCCUCGGACGAGGCGAUCCAGGCGCUCAAGGACGUGGGCGGCGGCGACGUCGACGGCGGCGGGCAGAAGCUGGACUGCGCGAUCUGCCUCAACCACGACGAUCCGUCAGCGUCGGCGGCGGCGGGGUGGAAGGAGAUGCCGUGCGGGCACCGGUUCCACGGCGGGUGCCUGGAGAAGUGGCUGCGCAUGCACGGCACGUGCCCCAUGUGCCGCCACCAGAUGCCGGCGGCGGAGGUGGUGGAGGGGGCGGCUUCGGAGGUGACCACGUCGGAGCCGCUCCUGCUGAUAGCGCGCGUACGCCGCUCCGGCGACGGCGGCAAUGAAGAGGAGCAUUACCAUUACUAUCUUUACGAAAUACGAGUACAGUACUCCACCAAUGUCGAAAUUAACCCUUAA
Oryza sativa Japonica Group (Japanese rice) is the source of this 663-nucleotide messenger RNA. Its product is annotated as E3 ubiquitin-protein ligase Os06g0535400. Gene Ontology annotation, cellular component: cytoplasm. The record is from RefSeq and is a predicted model, not a curated record. Gene Ontology annotation, molecular function: ubiquitin protein ligase activity. NCBI's taxonomy places the organism in Eukaryota, Viridiplantae, Streptophyta, Magnoliopsida, Poales, Poaceae. Gene Ontology annotation, biological process: protein ubiquitination.